CGUCACUCAAGCAACAUGCCGAUUGAAAAUUUAGAAGAAGAGGGUUUAGCGAAAAACCCUAAUUUAGAGUAUGCACAAUGGAAAUAUUUAUUAGGAACUGAAAAAUACAAGAAUGACAAAGCAUUGGCGAAGAAAUUACAGGACGCCAUCAAGGCAGAUAGCAUGGCCAAAUUUUAUGAAGAGGUGUGUAAGGAUUUGGGAUGGAAGUUAGAUGCUAAACUUUUCAAAGACAUGCAGACAGCCAACGAAGCCGAAGUAAAAAAACUAGAUCAAGAAAUUGAAGAUACAGAAAAGAACAUGGGAGAGACUGAAAUUCGUGAUUCAAUGUUAAAGAAAGCUGAAUUCCUUUGUAAAGUUGGAGAUAAGGAAGCCGCUUUAAGCCAGUUUCGGAAGACAUAUGAGAAGACUGUAUCUCUGGGUUAUAGAUUAGAUUUAGUGUUUCAUCUAAUACGUCUAGGAUUAUUCUAUAUGGAUCAUGAUCUUAUUACUAAGAAUUUAGAAAAGGCACAGAGUUUGAUUGAUGAAGGUGGAGAUUGGGAUAGAAGAAAUAGAUUAAAAGUCUACCGUGGAGCUUACUGUAUGUCUAUACGAGAAUUUAAAACUGCAGCUAACUUAUUUCUUGAUACAGUAGCAACUUUUACAUCAUAUGAAUUAAUGGAUUAUCAUCAGUUUGUAACCUAUACUGUUAUAUCAUCAGUUAUUGCCUUAGACAGACCAGAUCUCAGAGAAAAGGUAGUAAAAGGUUCAGAAAUAUUAGAAGUGUUACACAGUCUGCCAAAAAUUCGACAUUAUUUAUUUUCUAUCUAUGACUGUAGAUAUGAGGAAUUUUUCAGGAGUUUAGCUGAAAUUGAAGAGUUGAUGAAAGAUGAUAGAUUAAUCGUAGCUCAUUAUAGAUAUUAUGUAAGAGAAAUGAGGAUUAUGGCCUACGCUCAGUUAUUAGAAUCUUAUCGAAGUUUAACUUUAGAAUAUAUGGCUAAAGCUUUUGGUGUUACAGUUUCCUUUAUAGAUCAAGAACUAGCUAGGUUUAUAGCAGCUGGUAGAUUACACUGUAAAAUAGAUAAAGUAGGUGGUAUAGUAGAAACUAACAGACCUGACAGUAAAAACUGGCAAUAUCAGUCAACCAUUAAACAGGGAGAUAUUUUAUUGAAUCGUGUACAGAAACUGAGUCGUGUUAUUAAUAUUUAAAACUAUUGAGCCAAGAAAUCAUCUAGAACAUUUCAUAUUUCAUUAUAAAUUAUCUGCCCUUUAUUUCACUCUACAUACCACUCAAGAAUUUGUAAUAAAUAUGUUUACUAUAGUGUUAAA
This is a messenger RNA of Lottia gigantea (owl limpet), 1305 nucleotides long. RefSeq lists its product as hypothetical. The record is from RefSeq and is a predicted model, not a curated record. Gene Ontology annotation, biological process: proteasome-mediated ubiquitin-dependent protein catabolic process. The coding region runs from base 16 to 1185 and encodes 389 amino acids. Lineage: Eukaryota; Metazoa; Mollusca; Gastropoda; Lottiidae. Gene Ontology annotation, cellular component: proteasome regulatory particle. The transcript has 8 exons.